AUGGUGGUGAUGGGUCAGCUGAGGCGCCUGGUGGACGGCAUCAAGUCCAGGCUGCGCGCCGGCGCCGGCGGGAACAAGCAGAGGGGCGGCGCGACGAGGAAGGCGACGGCGGCGGCCGGGUACGACAAGGUGGAGAAGACGGAGAGCAUGCGGGUGGAGAUCCGGAGCCGGCAGGCGCGCAAGCUCAUCGCCAAGAACCUCGACGCUGCCGACUCCAUCGCACGCGCCGGCCGGACCCGGACCAACAAGCGCUUCUUCCUCGCCUUCCGAUGA
Molecule: messenger RNA, 273 nt
Organism: Miscanthus lutarioriparius
Lineage: Eukaryota; Viridiplantae; Streptophyta; Magnoliopsida; Poales; Poaceae
Source: the annotation of a GenBank genome assembly